Messenger RNA from Bicyclus anynana (squinting bush brown), 2631 nucleotides. RefSeq lists its product as uncharacterized. The transcript has 8 exons. Gene Ontology annotation, cellular component: membrane. The coding region runs from base 158 to 1459 and encodes 433 amino acids. Lineage: Eukaryota; Metazoa; Arthropoda; Insecta; Lepidoptera; Nymphalidae. The record is from RefSeq and is a predicted model, not a curated record. Gene Ontology annotation, molecular function: ATPase activator activity. Gene Ontology annotation, biological process: membrane organization.
CUGUCCUGUCAACGUCAAGUGAAAUAAAAAUUAGUGGAAAAGAAAAAUAUUCGCUAUUGUAUUUUUUAAAUUGUACAAUUUGUUUCAAUUCAAUUUAAAAUAAUUUGCAAUACUCAAAAUAGAGUGACUAAAACGUAAAUGAAUUUGGAAGCCGAUUAUGGGGUACUUUUUAACCACUAGUGGCCAAGUGCGGAAAAGGUCCAGGAAAGAAGAAGAAAAGAUUGGGGGGGCUAAUAUAAAACCAGCGGCAAGACGAGGCAUACACAGUUAUUGCUUGAGUUGCAACUCUUUUUGUUGGAGAGCCAUGGGCAGGUAUGGUCUUGAUACAGUGCAAGCCAGAAAUAAACAAAUUGCACCUACAGACCAAGAACAAGGGCACGAUGAAGUGGACAAUGUCAUGAGCAAAAUGGCUCGACCAGCCUCCCCUGUCCCAGUGAGAAAAGGCAGAGUAUGUCGUAGAAAUUCAUAUGACAUGGACAAUGACUGCACCGAAGAUGAAACUGAUGAAGACAACAUUUUAUCCAAAUCUUCCCCACCAGCAUUUCCGUAUUACAGUGAUCAAUUAUAUGGCAGUCUGAAUACUACAGUCCAGCUGAAUGAAGCACAGAACAGCCGGAAUGAAUCACAGAACAGCCGGAAUGAAUCAGCUACAUUCAAUCAUAGAAGUACACCAAACCAACCACGAAUAACAGCAAAUCAACACAAUCGGUCUCAAUCACAAAUGAGACAAAGAUUACCAGUGAAGAAGGAAUCGUCAGUCAUUCAAUUAUUAUUUAAAAUAAUUUUGAUGUGCCUGGUUGCAAUAUUGGCUGUAUUUUACAUGGGAUACUAUCCAAGUGAAACAACUAAAAUUAAUAAUAGUUAUGAUAAGUUUAACAUAGAUGUUACGAAUCUCGGAGAAAAAUAUAAGGUGAAGGACACUUCAAUAUUACAAGUAAGGACAGGUGUUGCUACAAUAUUUGAAAAGCAAGACACAGGUUCAUUCAUACUUGCUUACAACAGCAACAACAAUUUUAACCCAGUGAAGUUCAAUAGUUUUGUUGAGGAUUUAGCUGCAACCUCUUCAAGAUUCUUACGCAACAACAGUGACACAAACCAUUAUGUGUUAGUGGACACAAUGAAUCUUAAAACCCAAACCGAAAAGGAAUUUAUGAACGAAUAUGAGGAAGGUGUUAUGAAAACUGGUGUGAUGCUAGUGAAAGAUGUUGACAACAUCCCGUCGCAGAUCGCAAUGGCGUUCCACUACUACUGUGAUGAAUACAGUCCUCUUGUCAGAAGGAGUGCAAUCUUCUUCACAUUGAAUUUGGCUAAAUGCUCUAACAAAUCUGAUCCAAAGUCAACACACGAAUACAUUGAAAAGUGUCUAGCUAAGAAAUGGAGUAAUGUUGGAGAAGACAGGAUUGGGCCCCUGCUGACCAGAGUUGUCAACAUUGUUGUCGAUGUUACCAGUCUAUUUUAAACGACUUUAGGAAUAUUUCAUGCAUGCAGAAUUUAGAGAAAAAAUGUUACUUUUUUUGUUAAUUGGUUCUGUGGCUCCGUUCUAGCCCUUGCAAGAUGGAAUAAUGAUGGGCCAGAACUAAAUCAGAACAUGACCCAUGCAUGCAGAAUUAAAAAAAAUACAUGAUUUUUUUGUAAUUGGGUCUGUGCUGACCAGAGUUGUAAACGUUGUUGUCGAUGUUACCAGUCUAUUUUAGACGCGUUUAGGAAUAUUUCAUGCAUGCAGAAUUUAGAAAAAAAAUGUGUUUUUUUUUAUUAAUUGGUUCUGUGGUUCUAUUCUAGCCCUUGUGAGAUGAAAUGAUGAUGGGUCAGAAUUAACUCAGAACAUGACUUAUGCAUGCAAAAUUAAAAAAAUACAUGAUUUUUUUAAUAAUUGGCUCUGUGGAGUAAUUUUGGGGAAGACAGGAUUGGGCCCCUGCUGACCAGAGUUGUCAACGUUGUUGUCGAUGUUACCAGUCUAUUUUAAACGAGAAUAUUUCAUGCAUGCAGAAUAUAGAAAAAAACGUGAUUUUUUUACUAAUUGGUUCUGGACAACAUUCGACCAAUGGCGGCGCAGCCAGAUACACUGCCCUCUUUCAUUGCGUUGGUACGACAGACUGAGAUGGAACUGGGACAAAUCGAACGCCAUUGGAGGUUAUCCAUAUUUCUCUUUACUGGUUGCACUUGGCACCACUUUAGGUCUAACAUGCAUGCGUUCGUAACAUAUCUCGUGAAGACAUCGACCAAUAGCGCCAAACCGAAAAUAUUCUCCUUCGUUUUGUUGGGGCGAAAUAAAUAUACAGAGGCACUAUUAUCCGCCCACUUUAAUAUGACGCGAGUAUAUUAAAGUUGGCGGAUAAUUGUGCCUCGGAGUAUAGUAGAGGUAUCAUGGUCUCGAAAAUAAUAUAUUGUAGCACGCCCUGAGUAUAUAUAUUGGGUAUACUGAGGUAUCAUGGUCUCGAAAAUAAUUUUACAAACUGCUGCAAAGACAGUUUUUGCUCAGGCCUAAAUUGGCCACAAAAACAUGGAUUAUUAUUAUGAUUUUACUACUAUUGUGUAAAAUAGUGUAUUAAUUGUCUCUAAACAAAAUGAAUACUAAUUUAUUAAUUUAAUUUACUAAUUUAAAAACUAUUAAAUAAAACAAUGUUGUUAUAA